AUGUCUUCUUUUUUGAGAUAUUUCGAUCAACAUUUGUAUGAAUUCAAUGCGGCCGACAUUGUGGAGGGAUUCUAUGACGCUUUUCUCAUGCAGAAAAGGUGAUUUUCAAAUAGAUUUGAGAGAAAAAACGUGGACUUUCAAGCUUCAUCAGCGUCACCAACAAGAUCACUAUAGGCACGGCCAUAUUCAACGUAUUUUUGUCGAGUUUGACAAUUUUCAUAGUCGCUAAAAAUUCUGGAAAAAUGCUCAGCGCCUUGCGAGCUCUGAUUAUUGCCCAAAUCGUAGUGGCUUUAUUAGUUUGUCUAUCGCUUCCGAUAACGGGACUUUACUGUGUAUUACCAAUUCCCAUUCUAUUCAGCCAUCAUCCAGGCCUUUUCCCUUUCCAUCAGACGACUUAUUUCGUUUACAUUUUCCUCAAUUUCACAUUAUUCCUCGCCGUUGUCCUCUGUACCCGCACCGCUAUUCGGAACGCCUUGGUCGCUUGUCACGUUCAGUUUUUCGAAUGGAGUCAUGAAAUCACUAUAACCUUUAUCGAAAAUAUCUAUACGGGUGUUGUUCUUGGUGGUACUUUCAUGAACAUUUACCCGACGAUGAAUGUCGUCGAAUGGGAUCAGGAAUCGAUGUGGACAGCGGCUUUUCAAACUGAUCCAAGAAUUAAGGACUUUUUCAUCGACUACAAACCCUUUUUCGUUUGCUACAAGAAAUGGGUCGCUCUUAUUUUUGGCGAAGUUGUCGCUUUUUCCGUUUGUUUGGUCCUCGGACUUCUAUUCCUCGCUCACAUGUGAGAGAUAAUUUAUUAAAACUUUUUUCGGCCUAAAACGGUUGUAUGUCGCGACGCUUUUCGCUAUAGUUUUCUUAGACAUAAUUGAUUGAUUCAAAUCGAAUACUUUCCAAAAAAGAUCGAUUGGAAUAUUAAUUUACUGAAUGAAAAAUAUUUCUGCCAAAACUUCUACUAAUGAAAUACUUUUUGAAAAAAAAUUGGGAUUUGAUGAAGAUCUUAGUGAGCAGACAUGGGUUAACCAUUUUUGAAGGCCGCCGGCCCGUCCUCCGGAAUUUUCCUGUGCUAAAGCUAAUAUUACCUCCCUAUGGCUAGAACUUUUACUAUUAAGACCGAAACUACAUCCCCGAGGUUGAAACUUAAUUUUAUUCCUAAUUUUCCAAAAUUCUGGUAAGCCAACCCCUUCUCCCGGGCUGAAUGAGUUCUGUUCCUGCCCAUCUAUGUCAUUGAGUCAUUCUUCGAAGAAAUUUUACAGGACCACGACUUCAAAAAUCACUAGAUCUCCUACAUUGCAACGUAUCCAACGCCGUAUUUUUAUCAUGGAACUUGGAACCAUUAUCGCUUUUGUAGUUUUGGUUUUUCUACCCCUAUUUCUGGCGGCCUAUUUCAGUAUUUCUGGACCUCGAGAGCUUUUAAAGUUGUUUCGUCUUUCAAAAUGUCUCAUCCUCUGAUCAUAUUCAGAGUUCCAUUUUCGCUCUUCAUCUUGAUGCCUGUUCAAGCUGUAUGUUUUGUAGUUUGCGCCAUGAACUUGACGCUGAUCACACCUUAUCAAACGGCGUUUGUGGCUAUGGUGAAGCGACUCCGGGGAAUGAAAACGGAGGAGACUUCCAGGAAAAGUUUAAAGUCGAGAACCACGGCUAUUUGAGUAUUUGCGCGGACUUCUUUUUUUUCACAAAAAUAGUUGAAUAAAUUGUUUUUUUAAUCAUUUUUUUUUACUGAAACGAAGAUUCUGUUAUUUUCCGUGGCUAUUCUUCUGAAGAUUUUCCAAAAUACUUGCGUGCCCGACCUCAUCUGAGGCCUGUGUGGGAAUGCUAGGGAGCGUUAGAGCAGGCUUUUUUUUUACCAAGUCGUAUUCGAGCCAUUCCGUCCGUUUGGCUUAUAAAACAUCUAUUUAGGCGUCUGCUCUCAGAAAUUCGAAGAAAUGAAUAGUGAAUCUGUUAUCAAGUUGUUUACUACGCAAUUUUUGCAUUGGAAAACGGGUAAUCUUAUCCAGAUGACUUUUUCUUCUGAAUUUUCAGUUUUAGCGGUUCUUUGCGUUAUACUCGUUUUGUUAUAUAUUUUCCCUUGAAGCUAGAAAUGUGAAAGAUUACAAAUUUGUCUUUAGAUUUUUGUUCCGAUUAGUCAAGUUUUUCUCGACAUUAUCUUCAGCCAAACCGAACGACAUUUUUUGAAAUUCCGCAGCUGAACAUUCGACGGCUGCUCAGCUUCUUGUGAGCAGGUGAAAAACUUGUUUAGUGCCAAGAAAGGAGAAACUGCUUUUAUUUAUCUGCUUUUUCCUGUGAUGUCAGCCUUUUCGGACUUUUUGGACUUUUUGGAUGAACCAAUUCAUUCUUUUGAUGUGGCCACUGUUGUCGAAGGAUUUUAUGAAGCUUUCCAAAUGCAGAAAAGGUUUUUUUACAGUUUGAACCACAUUUUGAAAUUUCUUAUUUCAAAAAACCUAAAAUACAGCUUUCCUUAUUCGAAAGUUUUGAGAAGUACUAAAAAGCUUUUUAUUUCAUUUUUAUUUAACCAGUUAAUCAUUUUGAGCAAAUUUGAGUUCGAAAAAAAAGGAGCAGGUUUAAGUGACGAGAUGAAGAGGUUAACAGAGUCUUUUUGCGUCUCUGACGUCUCUUUGGCCUGCGAUUUAUCUCUUUCUCGUCUUUUGAAAGUAUUUUCAGCUUUUUAAACAUUCAACUUGAAAUGCCGUCAUGCUUGCCAAAAUUAUGAUUUAUUCAAAUUCAUAAAACUCGUCCCUCUCCUGCAAAACUUUAUGGAACAUAGAAGUUCAGAUAAAUCAGAUAAUCAUAAGCCUCGAUUUCGAAUGAGUAGAAAAUAGUUCAAAUUCUCAACAAAUUUUCGUUAUCUUUGAGCUUCUUCCUCUGUUAAAGUUCAGAUUCCAGUUAUAUCGCAGUAACCAACUACGUCAGCUUGGCUGUCGCCAUUUUCAAUGUCACCGUGGCUAGCUUCACUAUUUAUAUCAUUGCCAACUACUCGGGAAAGAUGCUAAGUACUUUCCGAGUCUUGAUUAUUGUCCAAAUCACGGCGACUCUACUACUCUGUUUGUUGCUCCCAGCUUUCGGUCUCUACACUGUCCUGCCGAUUCCGAUCCUAUUCAGCAGCCAUCCGCGUCUUUUUCCCUCCUAUCAAUGGACUUAUCUGGCUAAUCUAUUGCAGUACGGCUUGCUUUUCUCGAUCGUGACUAUCGGCGGACGGGCCAUAAUUAGGAGCGCAUUCAUCUCGAGUCACGUCAAAUUCUUCAACUGGAGCCAUGAGAAAACGCUGAGGUUCGUAGAGUCGAUCAACACUUGGAUUUUGGUCUUGGGCUUUCUGCUGAACAUUUAUCCGGCGCUGAACAUUGUCGUGUUCGAGCAGGAUGAAUGGUGGGCGGCCGCUUUUCGAGUUGAUCCAAGGCUUGUCGAAUUCGGCGAAGAAUACCGGCCGUUUUUCGUCUGUUACCGCAGAUGGGCUUUCGUCAUAUUGUUCCAACUCCUCGUUGGAUGUCUUGUCGUCCUUUUCAAUUAUAUCUUUCUUGCCAGAGUGUGAGUGAGAUUCUAAAUUUCACGUUAUAAGUAUAUUCACGACGGUUUGGAGCAUUAUCAGUGUCUGCGCUCUCUAGUCUUCAUUUUGAGAAAAAGACAUUGACAAGUUGAGCGAGCAGACACGCUGAUGAAGCGGAAAUUUUUGGUAGAAAUCAGAACCUCAUCAAUCCUUGAAGAGCUAGUAAAUUUUUGUAAAAAUGGUGCUGGCACAAAGGGCAAAAAAUUGUGUAGAAAUCAGAAAUUUACAGACACUUCACGAUAGAUUUUAGCUCAUUCGUGCUCUGAAUCAACAGUAUAUCAGAUAAAGAUAAUAAUAAUAAAAAUGAGAUUGAUAGCUUUCAGAAACGAUGUUUAUAAGAUUUUUUUCAUCGUGGUUUUUUUAUUACUACUUUUUUUUAAGCGGAUUUCAAAGCUUGAAAGUCUGAUAGAAUCAAAUGAAUCUCGAAAUUCCCGUUUCUGAGACUCGGAAGGAAUGGAGGCAUAGAAACUGCUUCGGAGAUUGAACCGCGAUUUAAAGUUCCACGGUUGGGUCCAAAAAGGUCAGAAAGUUGUCUGGAAGAUGAGAAAGAGAUGGAUCAUUAAAAUAUAAGAUCUUCAUAAUUUUCAAAAAAAAUGUUAUGAACUUGAAGAUCUUCUCUUCCCCUAUAUCUUAUCAUAAGUUUGCCAUCAGAAAUUUCUAUUUUACUGUAAAUCUUUCAUUUUUUCAUAAUAUUUUGCUACUAAUUUUCAGGAAGUAGUACAAAACUGAAAUCUCGAUAUUUCAAAAAUUAAUCCAAAAACAUAAUUUCAAAAAUUGCAGAACAAUGAAUUCCUUGGUGACCAUGUCGAAAAAGUUGAAGCGCAUUCAAAAACGUAUGCUUCUCAUGGAGGUCGCUUCUUUUGUGGCUUUUGGCACUUUUGUUGUUAUUCCACUGUUUUUGACGGGAUAUUUCAGUAUCAUGGGCUCCAGAGAUCUGUUGCGGUUAGUUCUGAAAACUUCCAGAAAAAAAAAAUGAUAAAAAAGAAAAUGGUCAUUUGGUCCCAUCUUUGUAUUUUCCAACGGUUUUUCAUAGCAUCAAAAUUUUUAUUUUGUUUUUUCCUCGAAACACUGAACUUUUCAGCAUUCCGUUGACACUAAUGCUGUUGGCACCUAUCCAAAUGUUAUGCUCUAUAUCGUGUAUCAUAAACGUGGCUUUGAUCACCCCUUAUAAGGAGGCUUUUCUUGAAAUGGUACGAAAAAUCAUUUUAUUGCGACCGCCGGCUGUUUCAGCAACCAUGAUAGCGAAUAGAUCAGUCUUUUUUUGAAAUAAAUAUUCACCGAUAUCACUUCAAAAAAAGGUUGAAAUGAAUCCAGCCGAAGCUGCAACCGACCUGAAAAGAUUUGCGCGCAGGAUCAUUGUAAAGUCAUUGUCAAGGUGGCUAUAGACAACCGCGACUUUGAGUCGUUUUACGUCCGACCAAAGAUUCUCAAAAACGUUGAAUAAAUAUGGGCAAACAUAAGAAAAAUGAAAUAUAUAUAAUUAUAUAACUUCACGUUUUCAAAAAAUCUUAGAUUAAAAAAAAAAAAUUAAAAAAAAAAAUCUUUAUCUGGUUCCAAACUUCUGUCAAAAUGCAGAGUUUAGUGUAAUUUGAAAUUUGACACAGCUACUUUUUAAAAUUUUCACACCUGAUAUGCCUUUGAAGAAUCCUGAGACGAAUAUAGAAAAAGGAAACAAGUAUUCGUAGUAAACCUAAAUUAUUUCCGUUCCGACUUGAAAGGUCGAAGGAAAAAAUGUCCUUUCCGAGUGGUUCCGCUGAAAUCGGGCGCCGGAUCUUUGCAUGGAAAUAUUCGCGACACGUACGCUACAAUUUCUCCUUUCUUGUAUCUUCCCAAGUUUCAAACUAAAUUUCGCUACGGUCGGUUCGGUACCUUUUUAGUUCGAAAAUUUGUUUUUUUUUUAUGGAAUUGUCCAUUUCCAUGAUUUUAUUGCAAGUUGCUAAACUGAAAAUAGUAAUUGUGAGGAAAUACGAGCUGAUAAAGUUCUGUUUUUCUUUAACUUUUACUUAAUAACGCCGUGGCUGCACGUGGAAUGGCUCAAAAUUGAUUAUGUCCCAUACCAUUGCGCGAAAGUCGUUCGAGGUCGGAUGCUUCUGGAAGUCGUGAAGUGUCGAUCCAUCCCACGGGCCAACACGGCUUUUUAAAGUCGGGCGGUGCAUUUUAAAAAAAGAAUUUUUUUGUUUUAAUUCUAUCAAUUUUUCCAUUUUGUUUCAGAUAAAGAAGGUGAAUGAGAAAAACUUCAAGGAAGGUUUUCUCACUUCUAACAAUAACAUUUGCUUUUUGUAAGUUUUUGAAAUUGCGAAAAAGUUCAUUUGGAUCACUCAUUUCAGUGUACUUUAAAAACCAUGAUUUGCUGGAUGUGAACGAGAAAUUGGCAGAAGAGAAAGCGACGCGGAAAUUGAUGAAAAAAGAAGUUGUGUUCAAAAAUGUACAUCAAUCAUAUCGCGUUUUGAUCUCUCCCGACAGCUCUCAGUGUUCCGGGUUUGUUUUUGUAAAUAUCGAUUCGAUUGAGAACUUUGAAGGAGCAUGAGAAUAAGUGGGUAAAAGUCUCGGCGCAAAACGCUUCUUUUCAAUUUGAAAUUUGUUUUUUUGACUUUGUUUAUCUCAUUCCUGGAAUGGUCUUCGGAUGUUCAAAUCUGGAUAUUCAGAAAAAAAAUUUCAUUCUAUUAUUAUUUUCGAAUUAAGUUUCCCUUCAAACUGAUGAAGUUUUUUUUGCACAAUAAAGGAUAAUAGUUUUCUUGCAUGUAUAGCCCAUGGCUGACUUAGCACAGCGAACGGGCGGUUUCACUUUCGCGGCGAUGGUAGAUCAUGGCGGUCAAAUAUGCGCCUUUAAUAAGAGCCUGUGAAUUAUUUCUGUUUCUAUUGAGUUUAUUUUAUGUUUACAUUCAUUUCAUUGAUUUUAGAUUUUCUUAAAUCGACGAAUAAUAAGAGAAAAAAAAUAAGUCAAAAAUGGGGCUUCGAUGAAAGGGGCAUGGAUAGUCGCCAUGAUCUACCGUCGCCACGGAAAUCAAACCGCCCGUUCGCUGUCCCAAGCCAGCCGUGAACGGGUUAUACAUGGACCACGUGGCCAAUUUUUUCAGACUUAAAAUAGAAUAAGAGAAAGUAUCACUGAACGUGCGCUCCGCGGAAAAGCGUGGAAAUGGGAUUUUCGAAAUUUACGAAAAACUGCGAUGUACGGCUAGCUUGCAUUUACGGGCGCUAAGAAAAUCUCCACUCACUAGGCACUCUUUCUUCUUGCAUAGGACCAUUUUUUCGAUGACUCGAGCCAGUCGUGAAUCGGCUAUAAAUCGAGACGUCUUCUAGAUCACAUUCGAAAAGAGCUCUCUUCCUCGAAAGAAACAUUAGUUCUUCCUUCUUCAACCAUAGCAAGGAUUAAAACGUUUUUUUUCUGAGUUUAAAGUUUUUAGAAGGCCAAAAGUUCUGAUCAUUGUCUUAUCAACGGCUGAACAUUUUGAACAACGGCAAGUAAUUCGAAACACUUAUGGGAAUCCGAAACUCUCUAAAUCAGUUGCGGUAAUAAGCUUAGAAAAUACUAAAAGCUUUCUCAUGAAAAUAUUUUUCCAGGAAAAAAAGAUUCUCGUCAAUUUUAUAAUGUCGCGACCGAAAUCUCAUGACCUCAUGCAGAAAUUAAAUAAGGAGAGUGCGAUUUACGAUGAUAUUGUUGUGACUGAUUUGCCUGAACACUAUUUUCUUCUGCAUUUAAAGGUUUUCUUUCGUCCUGGAAAAAAAAGGAGAUUUUUCAGGUCUUUGCUCUGCUGGACUUUUUCCGAGACAAUUGCCCCCAGGCGGAUUUUGUGUUGAAAGUCGACGAAGAUGUCGUAGUCGACGUUGACCGGAUGCUUUAUUUUAUCGAGAGAGAUAUUCACGCGAAUAUUCUCUCGAUAAGUGGAAUCGUUUGGGUUGCAUCAAGUGCUCUACGAGAUCCGACCAAUAAAUGGUUCGAAUGUCGUUCUUUUUUAAUUCACGUGGAAUAGUUCAACGCGUGACGGCCUGACCUAACUCAAAACUACUCGUGCACAUCAGAAGAAAUCAGAACGAGCUUUUGAAGCUCAUCUUCUCAAAGCGACCGCAUCGCUUCGAGCCAUUCCACGUGCAGCCAUGGCUUUUCUAGUCGUUAUUGAAUGAGUCACCAGAUUUUCAGGUACGUCACUAAAGAAGAAUGGCCCGAGUAUUACUAUCCACGUUACUGCGACGGACCUUUUUAUUUGAUUGGUCGGUCGGCGGUCAAACGAUUAUUGCACCAUGCAAAAACGACUCACGCUUUCCGAUUCGAGGUUUUUUUCUUGUGA
This is a messenger RNA of Caenorhabditis auriculariae, 7821 nucleotides long. Lineage: Eukaryota; Metazoa; Nematoda; Chromadorea; Rhabditida; Rhabditidae. The record is from the annotation of a GenBank genome assembly.